Messenger RNA from Iphiclides podalirius (scarce swallowtail), 222 nucleotides. The record is from the annotation of a GenBank genome assembly. Lineage: Eukaryota; Metazoa; Arthropoda; Insecta; Lepidoptera; Papilionidae.
AUGAUGCAUGUGAACCAAACUCAGAUGGAUGAACAGAAGCUUGCUGUGUUUGAGAGAAAAGUGUUAAGGAAAAUCUACAGGCUAGUGAAAGACUCUGAUGGUACCUACCGUCAGCGAAUGAACUAUGAACUCGACGCACUUAUCGGACACGAGACGAUCGUCAGGACUUGCAAUGGUCCGAUCUGUUUUCUAGCAUUGUCCAGUUCUAUACAACUUUUUGCA